Molecule: messenger RNA, 1157 nt
Organism: Zingiber officinale
Lineage: Eukaryota; Viridiplantae; Streptophyta; Magnoliopsida; Zingiberales; Zingiberaceae
Product: F-box protein At5g07610-like
Exons: 2
Coding region: 48-1118 (356 amino acids)
Molecular function (GO): protein binding
Source: RefSeq, a predicted model, not a curated record
UAAUAGAUUAUUUACCUUGUAAUAUAACUCUUAUCCAUCCUUGAUCGAUGGCGAACGAUGACGUCUCCGUGGAGAUCCUCACCAGGCUUCCCCUCAAGUCGCUCUUCCGGUUCAAGUGCGUCUCCAAGGCAUGGCACGGCCUCAUCUCCAACGACGACUAUCUCCGCCGCCGGCUGCCGCUGCUCACCUCCGCCGUCUUCUACCAUUGCAGCGCCGCCAACAGAGAGCCCCGGUUCGCGUGCACCUCCAACGACGCCGGCGAGCUCCGGGAGUGUGGGCUGGAGUUCUUCCCGCUGCACGGUAAGUCGGACAUCGUGGACUGCUGCGGCGGCCUGCUGCUCGCCUACUCUGCCAGCAGCGCCUCCUUCUACGUGCUCAGUCCGAUUACGAAGAGGUGGGCUGGGCUGCCGCCGGCGCGCAGGACCACUCUCCUCUCCGUCUUGGCCUUCGAUUCCUACCAUUCCAAGGGCUACAAGGUUGUCUCCUUCGCCGGAUGGCUUCCGCAGGGGUCGCAGAUCGAGGUCUUCUCGUCCUCGACCGGUGGGUGGGCCGAGCGCCGGGUUCACUGGGGCAUCGACUCCGAUUCUCUGACCGCCUCCUUGCGCUAUUUUGCCGGAACCCUCUACGUCCUCGCUUACCCCCACCACAUCGUCGCCAUCGACCUCGACGACGACGCGUUGCCCUGCCGCCUAAUCGAUCUUCCGGUGGGCGUGAAGCCGGGGGCGUGCGUCGACCGAUCUGGAGGGCGGUUGCAUUACGCGUGCGAGGAAGAAGGGCGGAUCAAGGUUUGGGCGCUGGAGGGCGGAGGGGGAGGCGGCGGCGGCGGGUGGGCGUUGAGGUACAGCGUGGAUGCGGACGCGAUCUUGAGGCGAGUUCCGGGGAAUUUGCAGCAGAAGCAGCUGCAUCUGUUGGCGGUGCAUCCGGAGAGGGAGGGGGUGGUGUACCUGCGGACGCCGGGGAGGAUAGUGGCGUAUGACUUGGGGAAGGAGGAAUUGGGGGAGAUUUGCGAGUUUAGGAAAGAGGAGGAGAAGGAGGAGAAGGAGAAGGAGAAGACUUACCUGGUGCAGAUUUGGGUGUUUCCCUUUUCGCGCUACAUGUCAGAUUGCUUAGCCAACUGAAUUAUUAUAACAAAAGGGUUAAUGUGUUGUUUUCUUUCA